Messenger RNA from Cylindrotheca closterium, 384 nucleotides. The record is from the annotation of a GenBank genome assembly. Lineage: Eukaryota; Bacillariophyta; Bacillariophyceae; Bacillariales; Bacillariaceae.
AUGGAAAAUCCAGAGAAGGAAGAAGAGCUUACUGGAGGUGGGACCCCAAGCGUGCAAUUGUACUGUUCUGGGCCGACUAUGACAAGAAGAAGGAAGGCUCUCACUGCUGGAAAACUUCCUGCACAGGCUCCAGCCACCAUGGUUCAAAAUAGGAACGCAUCUGAAGAAAUUCUCGCUCCAAAUUGCUCACCAGUGGAGGUUGUGAAGUUCUUGGAAAGCCGUGUUGCAACAAGGCUUCAAGGAAAUGAGGCACUGUCAGAGCAUAAGGCUCCUCCUGCCAUGUUGGCGCUGGCACAGGAGAUCAUGGAGCAGGUGGUGAAUUCAAAACCUACUCGUCUAUCUGAGUCCCUACAGUCCAAACCAAAAUUCUCAAACACGCAGUAG